This is a messenger RNA of Cylas formicarius (sweet potato weevil), 1850 nucleotides long. RefSeq names its product glutamate receptor ionotropic, delta-2-like. Bases 138 to 1850 code for a protein of 570 amino acids. Lineage: Eukaryota; Metazoa; Arthropoda; Insecta; Coleoptera; Brentidae. Gene Ontology annotation, molecular function: glutamate-gated receptor activity. The transcript is spliced from 9 exons. The record is from RefSeq and is a predicted model, not a curated record. Gene Ontology annotation, cellular component: membrane.
UCACCGUCAUACUUUUUCUUCUUGGAUAUUUUUGUGUAGUAAAUUCAUUUAUUGAACCUCAAAUUGUUAAAAACUAUUUUAAAUGCAAGGGUGUCAGUUAUAUUAUCAUCUUGACAUGUUUAAAUAAAUACGAUCAAAUGAAAGUGUUUAAAAUGCUAAAUGGAAGUACUGGAAAAAUGAUUGCAGUAUCGAAUCUUAAUUACAUUAAUAUAUUUGAUGCUUUGUAUACGAAACACCGAAGAACUGGGAUUGUUGCUGAUGCCGAUUGCACCAACAUUGAUAAUUUACUCGUCAAAUGCGGAAGGUACAAAUUAUUCGAUCCUAAAUACCGGUGGUUGAUACUCGCCUCGUCUAAAAACUAUCGCGACAUAUUCGAGGGAGUGGAUAUAAAUGUUGACGUGGAUAUCACUGUGGUAUAUCCAGCAAGGAAUUCAAAUUCGACAACGAAAUACAUUUUCAUGGAUAUCUACAAUCCCGCAUCUGAAGGAGGCGGUUCUUUAAAGACGACGCAUUUGGGAUUCGAUAACGAUUCACUUGAUCGGCGUUUACUGGAACUGGAAACUAAUAAAAACUGGAUUAGAAGGGAUCUCACUGGAGUUACGUUUAACGCCAUGGUGGUCCUUCAUGAUCCGUUUGUGGGGAACUACGAAGAUUAUAUAAUAAGCGAUGACCACAGAGAGAUAAACACUUACGACAGGUUUCACUAUCGCUUGAUGUACCAGUGCAAGGAUCACCAUAAUUUCAGCUUCAACACGAGCUGGGGAAAAUUAUACGGUUAUAAAACCUCCAACGGCACGAUGGACGGACUGGUGGGAGAAAUGGAGCAACGACGGGUGGACAUGGGAUUGUCUCCACUGUUUAUACAAGAAGAUAGGGCCAAAGUGAUUAGCUACGGCAGAAGAACCUGGUUUUUAAGGUCUGCCUUCGUAUUCAGAAACCCGAAAUCUUUAAACUCGUUGGAAAUAUUUGUCCGACCCUUUUCGGCGGCUCUGUGGUUCGCAGUUUUCUUAUUGGCGAUCGUUUCGGCCUUCGUCUUGAGAUUUAGUCUACGUUGCGAGACCAACCACAGAGUCGAUACCCCUCUCGAGUCUACUUGGAGUUACGUCAUCUUGUCUGUAAUCGGUUCGUUUUGCCAACAAGGUGUAAACGCAGUUCCCGCCUUCUUCUGUGGCAAGAUUGGAAUCAUAUCACUUCUGCUAGUCACGACGAUGGUCUAUCAAUUUUACUCGGCUAGUUUGGUUUCCUCGUUAAUCAACGUACCGCUGGUACUGAUCAAUAGCCUUGACAAUCUCCUGAGGUCCAAUUUGAAGAUUGGCAUAGAGAACAUUGCAUUUAACAUACAAUAUUUUAAGCGGACCACUGAUCCGUCGGCUCUCCGUUUGUACAAUAAGUGGGUCUUGGACAAGGAAGACGAAGCCUAUCUAAAUGCUUCAGAUGGACUCCAAUUGAUGAAAAAAGGUCAAUACGCUUUCCACGUUGAACUUGUUAAAGCGUACGCAUAUAUGAAAGCCAACCUAAGAGAUGACGAAAUAUGCGAGGUGACCCAACUACCCAUGUUUUCGGCGAUCAGCACCUACGCCAAUUUUGUAAAGCACUCACCGUUUCAGAAUCUUAUCAACGUGUGUCUACAGAGGAUUGCUGAGAGUGGAGUAAUGCGCAAAGAACUGGAAUUCUGGCACGAUAAGAAGCCAGAAUGUGUUUACGCUUCAAACAUCAACACCGGCAUAGAAGAAUUCUAUCCAGCUAUAUCGGUUGUGGGGGUCGGACUAGUGUUCGGUCUCAAUUUGUUGAUGUUAGAAAUAUUGUAUAAUCUCUGGACGCAAAAUAGAUUACUACAAUUUAUUAAUUAG